ACAGCUAGCCAAUAAGAACUCUGUUCCACAGAGUUUAGAUAUUGUUUUGAUAUUUCUUGUAAAUAAGAAGUAGCGUAAUCUGUGGUUUGGCAGACAUUAUUUUGUUUUCCAUAUUAGCUGAGAAACAAAAUGGCUUCACAAUGCAUUAGGAUUUUUACCCAGAAACCGUUGUCAGGAUACCUUCACCGUGGAAUUUUGGCCUCUGGGUUAAAAGUAACGGUAGCUAGUGCGUCAAAUGUUGCAGCUCAAAAAGAUAGUGAAGACUUUGAUACUAAGAAUGCAAGACUGGGUCGCCCUCAGUCACCUCAUCUUACCAUAUACAGACCGCAGUUAACAACUAUCCUAUCACUGACACACAGAGCAACUGGAAUGGCACUGGGGGGCAUUGUAACUGUGUGGGGAAUAGGUGGACUUUUCACGAGUGGACAUUUCUCAGAAAACUUGGCUGCAGUUGAAAGUAUGCAUCUGAGUCCUGCAUUACUUCUGGCAGUAAAGGCAACCCUUGCAUUUCCUCUAUGUUAUCAUUAUAUAAAUGGCAUUAGACACUUAGCUUGGGACAUGGGUAAGUUUCUCACCAUCAAAGAAGUAUACCUGACAGGAUAUUCUGUACUUGCAGUCAGUGUUAUUCUAACAGCAUUUCUUGCUUCCUUGUGAAGAUCUUUCAACAGUUAAGUUCUUUCCAAAAUGGAAGUAUAAAAGCAAUAUUUUAUUAAACUUGCCCAGAAAGCCACACUGUAAAGUGAUCUUUAGAUGUUUUGCUGUAAAUUAAUUUUAGAUGCUGCAGUUAACUGAAUAGGAU
Zootermopsis nevadensis is the source of this 799-nucleotide messenger RNA. RefSeq names its product succinate dehydrogenase cytochrome b560 subunit, mitochondrial. NCBI's taxonomy places the organism in Eukaryota, Metazoa, Arthropoda, Insecta, Blattodea, Termopsidae. Gene Ontology annotation, biological process: mitochondrial electron transport, succinate to ubiquinone; tricarboxylic acid cycle. Gene Ontology annotation, cellular component: respiratory chain complex II (succinate dehydrogenase); membrane. Gene Ontology annotation, molecular function: electron transfer activity. The record is from RefSeq and is a predicted model, not a curated record.